Styela clava is the source of this 1560-nucleotide messenger RNA. NCBI's taxonomy places the organism in Eukaryota, Metazoa, Chordata, Ascidiacea, Stolidobranchia, Styelidae. The record is from RefSeq and is a predicted model, not a curated record.
AAUUUGUUUUGAACUUUUUUUUAUAUUUUCCCAGGAAGCCUUAGUUUAAACUAUGCAUAAUAUUCAUAUACCUGUGUGCCAAGCGAUGUUGGAGUGAUUCCAAGGUGUCAUCCACAUAGUCAAGUGUCUGGGAAGCGUCUCACAAUGGGCAACAAAGCCUCUUACAACCAAGUUCCGAUAGGUGAUAUGAGUUCGCCAUCGUUACAUGCAACCGAUAUCAAGAAACCAAAGGAUGCUUCACAAAUACCGGAGAAUGUCGGGGGUUCUGAUCUUAUGUUUGUAUUCCACGAGACAGAAGAUGACUCAGAGGAAAGGGUCGUUCAUGAACAGAUUAAUAAUCAGAGAAAUAUUGAUAAAGAAUUAAAGUACACAAUCACUCUGAAUGAUAAACUGAUAUGUGAAAGGCUGAACCAUGCAGAGACGACCGAUAUUAAAUCUUUAUGCACGAUGCUUCAACCAGGUGACAUCGUUGAGUUUUGUGCGGAAUACCACACCCACCACUGGGUGGUGUAUGUGGGUAACUCACAAUGCAUCAGGUUGAAGGCGGGAAUGGUGACUGAGGAAGUUAUAAUGAACAUCCACCCAGACCGAAUGGCGAGGCUCGUGAAUGGUGUUUAUAAAUUAAAGUCAUUGCCGAUACAUCAGGUUUGUCAUGCAGCAAGGACACAGCUCGGCAAGGAUUCCGUUUGGCCGACGAGUGAAUGCUUUGCAGCUUGGUGCAGGUUUGGUUGCCCGGAGUUCAUGAGUUCAAAGUUGGAGAUAAAGGAUUUGGAUUCACCAAAGGCGGAAUCCGGAACAGAGAAAUGUAAGAUUGACAUUUAUAAUGAUUUUGGAGAAAUUUCAGAAACAAAACAUUUUACGAAUCUUGUUGAGUUGAUUAAGUACAGGAGAAUGAGAGAGAAAGGCAAUAAACCAUGACCGAACUAUAGGAGAGACAAUUCAAGCAUCACAAUCAAAAUGAGAGAGCAAUAGAGCGUGACUGUUUCUCUUUUUUUACUCAAUGCACUUGUAUAGGACUCAAGUUGUUAAUUUCUACUGAAUUUUUUUUCGAAUUUUAUUUCUGUGAAGCCUAUAGUAUGAUACGAUUUUCCCCGCUGGUGGCGUAUUGUGCUUAAUGAUGUUGCCGUCCCAGGUUAUAAUUUUUUAAAUCGUCGUACCCGCCGCCUAUAAUAAGUAGAAGAUUUAUGUCUUUCUGAAAACAGAGCAGCCAGUGGCGACUUUGCUUGAGGUAAAACUAUGAAAUUUUUUUAAGUAAUGAAUUCAGAUAUAAUUACCAGGAAGAUUUGACGCAAUACCAAGGCACGAUGUGAUGAAGGUUAUUCAAACAAUUCCCAAUCUUACCAGUUUUGCAUGUUAUACUAUAACAAAUGCUUGAAAAACCAUCCUAGACCAACAGAAUAGUGAUUUUGCUUUUCCAAUAUUGUCUCUCCCAUCAAGUCCAUGCAUCUGAAUACAACUGGCCAACCAAUCCCAUAUCCGACAUUGACUGGUAACCAGACGAGAGGCAGUUAUUUUUCACAUGAUUUAGCCGACUUAUCGACUUUCAUUUCCCCACGGAUA